Letharia columbiana is the source of this 399-nucleotide messenger RNA. RefSeq lists its product as uncharacterized. NCBI's taxonomy places the organism in Eukaryota, Fungi, Ascomycota, Lecanoromycetes, Lecanorales, Parmeliaceae. Bases 1 to 399 code for a protein of 132 amino acids. The record is from RefSeq and is a predicted model, not a curated record. The transcript has 5 exons.
AUGUUUUUAGGAUGUCAUCACGCAUUUGACGAGAGUGGUGGCGGGAAAACAACGGAGCUGACUCUAACCCCUGGCAUAGACCUCCAGGAACCUCACUUCUAUCCAGAUGCCACGAGAAGCCACGAGAGCUCUCAGACUCCACCUCCAACCGCUGGAAGUCGAACAGCCGACUGUGGAGCUCAAGUUCGGCGUCAGCUGUCACCAGAUUUCCGAUUAGCGCACCAUUACGGUCCCUCAAGUGCCCUCCGUAAAAGGGUUUUCGGUACGAUGGGAUUUGCACAUCAGCAUGAAGAGAUGGACCCAUACAGUGUUGCCCAUCUGGAUGCGGUAACACCAGGAAAAGACCUGGAGUUGUCGGCCAUUGAACUAUUCGUCGGGUUGCCUGAUGAACGACAGUAG